UUCGCAGAGUAAGAAUUUCAUUGUAUGGUGUAACGAACUGUUUACUGUACACAUGACAGUAAACUCUUGAUCUUGACAGGAGACCCCUAAUGACAGCCGGAAACAGAUGUUUCAGUGCACCGUUGGACGCGUCCAUCUGUUGCCAAGACGACAAGCGCCCGCGUUUGUGUUUGUGUCUUGGAAUGAACGACAGGGGGCGCCCCAGGCUCAGAGACGUCGCGUGGCCCGUCCCGCGCUCUCCGCCCCGCCCCCUCGGCCCUCCUCUGACCCGCGGACUGGGACUCCUCCACCCUCCUCUACUCAGGAGUAAGGAAAGAAACGCAGGAACGGCAACAUGGCGCCUUCCCGCGCGCGCAGUCCGUCGCGGGGGACCCGCUGAGCUCACGCGCGUUCCCCUACGCAUACACUGACUGGCGCCACGCGCUCGCCGCACAGCGCGCGCACUCUCGGACCCGCGAGCGGCGGCACUAGCGGAUGCGAGAUCGAUAGCUUACAGCUUUUCUCCAUGUGAGCUGUGUGUUCGGCGGACGGGUGAGAAGCAGCUGGACAAUCCCAGCCAUGUUUGAGGACAAAGGGCACCGCGUGACGGACUACUUUGUGGUUGCCGGGCUGACCGAGAAGUCCACACCCCUGGAUGAUGACCUGUCAGAGAGCAAGUCUAGUGGGCCCAAGGCACCCAUCAUAGAUCUGGCUGUCGUCAACCGCUCGGCAGGCGAGACUGUGCCCGAGGGCUUUACCUGCGUGGACAGCACUCCUGGCGGCCAGCCGGCCAACCUCAACCACGGGAGCCUCAAGAGCCCCGAGCUCUUCCUGUGCUACAAGAGGGGACGCGAGAAACCACCCCUCAUCGACAUUGGGGUGCUCUAUGAGGGAAAAGACCGGCUGAUCCAGGGCUGCGAGGUCAUCCAGACUACGCCGUACGGUCGCUGCGCCAACGUGAACAACAGCUCGGCUACAUCACAGCGCAUCUUCUUCACCUUCCGCCGGGCCCCACCCAUGAGGCCACGGAGGACACUUGUUGUUACUGACAUCUGCAUCAUCAUCGCCAGCAAGGGCGAAACACCGCCACACACCUUCUGCAAGGUGGAGAAGAACCUCAACUGCGGCGUGUGGGGUUCUAGCAUCUUCUUGUGCUACAAGAAGUCUGUCUCCACCUCCAACUCCAUUGCCUACAAAGCAGGCCUGAUCUUCAGGUACCCUAAGGAUGACUACGAGUCCUUCCCUCUCUCCGAGUCAGUGCCGCUGUUCUGUCUGCCCAUGGGAGCCAGGAUCGAAUGCUGGGCCCCCAAUACCCCGUACCCCCUGCCCAUCUUUUCCACCUUCGUCUUAACCAUCUCCUCUGGGGAAAAGGUGUACGGUGCGGCCGUCCAAUUCUACGAGCCAUACCCACUUAAUCUGCUCACUGAGAAGCAGAAGCUUCAACUGGGCCUUCUCACAGUGGUGGACAAGUGCUUGAUUCCCAACCGUUCCGCCAUCACCAAUAGGUGCAUCUGUCUGCUGUCCCGAUGGCCGUUCUUUGAGGCCUUCCGCAAAUUCCUUACGUUCCUCUACAAGCUGUCCAUCUCUGGGCCGCAGCCACUGCCCAUCGAGAAACACAUAUCCCACUUCAUGCACAACGUGCCCUUUCCCUCCCCGCAGAGGCCCAGGAUACUGGUGCAGCUCUCGCCCCAUGAUACCCUGGUGUUCUCCCAGCCCAUAUGCACGCCGCUGCCUCUAAGUGGGGCAGACUUCAGCAGCCUGCUGACCAACCUGGGGGCGGAGAACUGUGCCACACUCCUGCACUUGGUUCUGCUGGAGAACAAGAUCUUGCUGCACUCGCUACGGCCAGACGUGCUGACCGGUGUUGCCGAAGCUCUUGUGGCGAUGAUCUUCCCCUUCCAGUGGCAAUGCCCCUAUAUCCCACUGUGCCCCCUCUCGCUGGCCGGGGUCCUCAACGCCCCAUGCCCUUUCAUUGUGGGUGUGGACUCCCGCUACUUCGACCUGUACGAGCCCCCGGCUGAUGUCGUCUGUGUGGACUUAGACACGAAUACGAUCUACCUGUCUGAGGACAAGAGACAUGGCACAUGGAAGAACCUCCCAAAGAAAUCCUGCAAAAACCUGCUGAAUUCCUUGAAUGGCCUGCGCCAUCUGCUGGCCACGGUCCAUAGGAGUCCCACCAAGGACCUGGCCACGGAGAUGAGCCCCAUCGAUGCAGACUUCACCAGACAUAAGAAGAAGACAGGCUUGGAGAUGGAGAUCCAGGAGGCCUUCCUGCGCUUCAUGGCCUCCACCCUCAGGGGCUAUCGAUCGUACCUCAAACAGAUCACCCAGGCUCCACUGGAGAAAGCCACAGCAGCAGACUCACUCUACGACCUGCAAGGGUUCCUCAAGAGCAAGGAUCGCGCUCACCAGAAAUUCUACUCUCAGCUGACGAAAACACAGAUGUUUAUUCGCUUCGUUGAGGAGCGGACCUUUGUCAGUGACAAGGACACGGGUCUGGCCUUUUUCGACGACUGCCUCGAGAAGCUCUUUCCAUUAGAUGAAGGACCAGACAGGGGAGCCAAGGCUGAGGGGGAGUGUGUGGAGGAGGCCAAGCUCAUUGAGCUGGAUGAGUCCCAGAGGAGCGAGCACACCGUGUUUGUCAUGCCCCCGGAGGCCCCUGCCGAGGAUGGUGCUCAUCCCCCUGCCCUGUACAGGUAUACGAACUUCCCUCACCUAAAGCUGGAGCUGUUUGACCAACCGCGGGAGGUGCGACCGCAGUUGGGCCUGAGGGCAAACGGACCCAGCCUAUGCAACAGCCCCGCCCUUCUGGCUAAGAGGACCAAACAGGAGAUGAAACUGGCCUUCAGGAUGGCACGGCGCUGCCACUCGAACCCCCCACUGUGGGCGCGUUGCCUGUUCAGCCACUGCUACAGCCUGUGGUUCAUCUGUCUGCCGGCCGGGGUGCGAAUUGCCCCCUCUAAGCUGAGAGCCAUGCAGCGGGCCCAGGCUGUGUUACGCAGGAUGAGGAGCAGUGCAGUGGAAGUGCUGGAUGAGGUAUGCUACCGUGUGGUGAUGCAGCUGUGCGGGGUGUGGGGCCUCCCUGUCAUCGCUGUGCAGGCCAUGGUGGAAAUGAAGGAAGCAGGGGUGCGGCCCAAUGCCAUCACCUAUGGGCACUACAACAAGGCCAUCCUGGAGAGCUCCUGGUCCAGUCGAAACCGGAGCGGUUACUUCAUGUGGACGAAACUGCGCAAUGUGGUGCGGGGUGUGGCACAGUUCAAACAGGCCCGUCUGAGGGCGGCCCCUUUGGAAAGACCUUCGCUCACUUCCACAGAGGUGAGAGUGGGUGGGGCAACGAGCAGUGACGGAGACCACAUCAGUCAUGGCAGUGCGGACAGCUCCAGCGACGUCAACGGCGAUGAUCACGCACUCUUUGCUCACCACCUCGUAGUGGGCGAAUCCUCGGACCUUUGCUGCUCUGCAGGUGGUGAGUCAGACACGGGCUAUGGGUUGAAGGAUGAUCUUCACCGGGAUGCACCAGACAGCCCAGAAACGCUACCUCUGUCAGUCUCGGAGCAACCCAGCGAGACCACAGCACAGCUGAACGGAGAAGGCACUUUGGAUGGAGCAUCAAACACUAAAGACACUCUGACCUCAGGGCCCAGAAUUGUGAAACAGCCCAUGGGGGUCCUCGAUGCCAGGAGGGAGAGAAGCUCCUCCCGAGGCACUCCCGAGAAGUUGUUCACCUCAUUGGACAAGAGUUCAGGCAUGGUCCUGCUGGAGGAGUGUGUGGCCACGGACAAGGGUGGAGCUGGGGAGGCGGGGCCCCAUCAGAAGAAGCAGCAUAAGUCACAGCAGAAGGCCUUCUCCGAGCGCAGCUGCAGCUUCAGCGCAGAGUCUCAUACCGGCGUGCUAAGGAAGGGCAGUCUGGAGCUCAAUGUGGACCAGAUGGCUGUCAGCCUGGGAGCUGAUGCCAAGAUCCUGACUGCUGCUUUCUCUGGAGGCAAGACUCCGCCCCCGACCAGCACAGCUGCCUCCUCCUCCAAGGAAGAUAGCCCACGUAGCUCGCAAAAUAAAGAUGGUGAUGCAGCUCAGGAGACUGGAGGGGUGAAAGGUGGGCUACGGGUCCAGGAAGCUGAUGCUGAGAGCACGGGGAGUAACAGGUCCUACUCCAGAGCAGCAGUGAGGGAGGACGUGGAGACUGGCGCUGAUCCCCUGUCACUGCUGGCUUUCGCAAGCACAAAUGUCAUCUCAGACCAGAGCAAAGGGUCCCGUCCCACCCCACCAGAGGUGUCUCGUAAGCUGGCCGAUGAGAUUGAAAUGUACAUGAACUUGACGUGCCCGCUCACCAAGUCUUCUAGCGUGGACCUCCAGAGGGGGGCACCAAAGGACUCCAAGGAGGCAGUGAUGACAGUGGAUUCAGGACCAAGGAAAGCCCUGGAGCGAAGGUCCAGUCUGCCCACGGAUCCAGUGAAGGUCCCUGAAGGAGCGGGCGAAACCCCAAGACGCGGUCAGGCUGUUGCCCGUUCCAAGACGUUUGCCGUGAAGUCAAGGAAUGCGGCGGGUCAGAACCCGCGAAUGUCUUCAUUGACUGCGCUGGUCCGGUCCUCGCAGAGCGGCUCUCUGGGUUCUGUCAUCAACUCGAUCUCUGGCAUCAAGAUGGACAACCUGCUCUCAGGGCCCAAGAUGGAUGUACUGAAGUCUAGCGUGAAGCAGGCGGCCACCGUAGCCAGCAAAGUGUGGGGGGCGGUGGCCUCAGCCUACGCCUACUCUGAUGAUGAGGACGAGCUGGAGCGGACGAGAGGCAACGAGAGCUUCCCGGUCCGGCUGGAAGAGCAGCUGCUAGGAGGAGAUGGAGCCGUUUUGAGCCUGGCGUCCAAUGGGCUGAACCAGAGCCGCAGUAGCCUGGCCAGUAGCAGCAGUAGCAACAACAGCGACGUGGGCAGAACUCCACCAACAGCUGCCAUGACUCCUGGGAGGCUGGGGAGGCAUCCCGAAUCGGAGAGAUCAGAGCAGUCUUCUCUGCACACGAGCUGCUCUAGCAUCAACCAGAGCUGUGCCCUGGAGGUGCUGAUGUCCAGCUGCUCUCGGUGCCUGUCCUGUGAGGCUCUGGUCUAUGACGAGGAGGUCAUGGCUGGUUGGACGGCUGAUGACUCCAACCUCAACACCACUUGCCCUUUCUGUAAGAACGCCUUCCUCCCUCUACUGAGGGUGGAGUUCCGAGAUUUGCGGGGCAGCUUCUUUCUGAAGCCCAGCACAUCAGGGGACAGUAUCCAUAGCAACAGCAUCCCAGUGACCCUGGGGAAAGUGCAGCUGAAGGGUGCAGCACACGCAUCAUCCACAGACCUCAUCCACUUCCCAGAGUCCCCAGUAGAAGGUUCUCGAGAUGCCCCAGAUGCCCAGGCAAACAAACAGAAGAGCUCAGUGCUGGAACUGGUGCAGUCAGACCCCCUGGGGCUCAUGGAGAGGCAGGCUGGGAAACGAGGUGCCUCUCUAACCCGCAGCAACAGUGCAGGUGGGUCUCUACGGAGCCUCGAAUUUGCACAGCAGCCCUCCCAUGGUGUGUCGACCACCAGCCUGCCCAGCAGCCUACAGGAGGCCUCAGUGAGUGUGGAAGCUCCCUCCCAGUUUCACUCAGUUCAAGAUUCUGUGGGGAAGAACAGGGCCAACCCACAGCCCAUUUCUGUGCCCUUCCUGAGCCCCCUAGUGCUGCGCAAGGAGCUGGAGUCCCUCUUGGAGAAUGAGGGAGACCAGGUCAUCCACACACACAAGUUUCUGAGCCAGCACCCCAUCAUCUUCUGGAACCUGGUGUGGUACUUCCGUCGACUGGAUCUGCCCAGCUACCUGCCUGGCCUCAUCCUCACGUCCGAGCACUGCAACAACGGGGUGCAGCUCCCGCUGACCUCCUUGUCCCAGGAUAGCAAGCAGGUUUAUGUGCAGCUGCUGUGGGAUAACAUCAACCUGCACCGGGAGCCCGGCGAGCCGCUCUACCAGCUCUGGAGGAACCUACGCGAGAAGAAGGGGCUUCUGGCCCCUACUGACCACCAGGAGACCAGAACCCUGCUCAACAGCAUUAUCCGGAGCAUCCAGACCAAUGAUCUCUAUGGCCCUAUCAGCCUGCUCCUCCGCGAGAUCAAGAAACAUCCUGAUGUGAAACGUCAAAGGAGUAUCUACAGGGAGGUCCUGUUCCUGUCACUUGUGGCAUUGGGAAGGGAGAACAUUGAUAUUGAGGCCUUCGACAGAGAGUACCAGGAAGCCUUCAAGGAGCUGAGUCCAGAACAGCUCAAAGCUCUGUCCCAGAUUGACCGGCCACCGAGCAGCAGCAUCCAGUGGUGCCUCAAAACCUUCGGAGCCCCUGUGAUCUGACCACAUGUGGUAGCUUCUACCGACUGAGGCAACUACGUACCAAAGGGGGUUCUGGAAACACAGUUUUCACACUUUUUUUUAAAAAAUUCAUGGUACAUUACUACUCACAUACUCAUUAUUUGUCUUCACUUUCAAUUGCAGGACUUGCCAUCACACAUUUGUAAACCAAACACCUCAACUAUAUUGCUUUAUCUUAAUCUAUAGUGAUCAUUUCCUACCUUUUUUGCCCCAAACUGCCAGGAAGUGAAAGACUAAGAAUCCUUUGUGGAAACUUUUAUCACUGUACAUAAGCCUACUUUCAAAGUUUAUUCUAUAUAUGUGUAUAUGUAUAAUUUAAAAAUCUGUACACAUUUUUACUGAUAUUUGCUGGGUGUAGGUCCGUAGUGUAGCUCCAAGGCUCUUGCUGGACUAUAUUUAAACACAAUAACAGGACACACACACUUUGGGCCACAAUGUCACCUCCAUACAUGUCAAAGCCAUCACCCCACAUCCUCCUUGUCUAAAAGGACGAGACUGAAUACAUUUUUGGCACAAGUGUCAAGAUUUUGAAAUAUUAAACAAAUGUGUCUAGAAGUGCAAAUGACUCAUGACCUUACUUCAGAAUCAGACAUUUGUGAAUUCAGCACUCAGUGACUGGUGAAGUGCUGAGUGCCCACCACACACAGCACAACCCAAGAGUGGCUCAGGAUAAAGUUCCUUAGCAGUUAGCCAUUUGCCGAGGGUUCUGGACCCUGUUGUUGUCACCAUUAUGGAGGUACAUUUACAUUUAUUCACUUAGAUGCUUUUCUCCAAAACGACUUACAAUAGAUACUAUGUAGU
Molecule: messenger RNA, 7143 nt
Organism: Scleropages formosus (Asian bonytongue)
Lineage: Eukaryota; Metazoa; Chordata; Actinopteri; Osteoglossiformes; Osteoglossidae
Product: DENN domain-containing protein 4C-like
Exons: 33
Coding region: 559-6324 (1921 amino acids)
Biological process (GO): regulation of Rab protein signal transduction
Cellular component (GO): cytoplasmic vesicle
Molecular function (GO): protein binding
Source: RefSeq, a predicted model, not a curated record